AGAUCACAACAACAAAAUGCUGCUGUCAUAUGUUUAAAGUGAAUCAUCGACACAACAAAUCAAACUCCAUGAAUCGUUUAAAUAUUUUUCAACUUUAAAAAUAUUUUUAACGAUUUUUUUUAGUUAUUUUCAUACUUUAUAAUUUCUUCGAGCUUUAUAUAAAAAAACACAAACAAUAUCUGCUGCUUCAGCUUCUCCACCUCCUCAGACACAAUCAACCAUGUCACUGUAUAGAAAAAUGAAACAUUUACACAGAAUUACACAUGUAAGAUGGCGUUUAACAUCCUUAAGCUGUAGUAGUAUACCUUGGCUGCUACAGUUAAGCUCAUUACUCUUAAUCCUGCUCAGCUAUCAUACACAAACUAUUCAGGCCUUUUGUCCCUCCAAGUGUCAGUGUUUGGGCAGUGAUGCCAAUACGAAAGCGUAUUGUGUGGAUGCUGCAUUAGAAGAUGUGCCAAUACAAUUGAAUCCAGAGACCAAAUAUAUUAAUUUAACUUUAAAUAAAAUACGCAAUAUAGAAUUUACAUUGCCGUUCUAUAUGAAAUUGGAAAUAUUGGAUUUAUCGCGUAAUAUUAUCGAGACACUGGGUUCGAAAAAUUUCGAAUAUCAAACCGAAAUGAGAACUUUAAAUUUAAGUCAUAAUUUAGUGAGUUCUUUGCAAAAGGAUGCCUUUAAGGGUUUAACCAAUUUACUAGUGUUGGAUCUGAGUUCUAAUCGCAUUGAUAUGGUGCAUCCUUCGGCCAUGUAUGACUUAUCCUCGCUGAUAGAAUUGGAUUUAACUAACAAUAAUAUUGUUAGUUUGGAGGAUAAUACAUUUCGUAAUUUAAUGUCUUUGGAAAUAUUAAUAUUUAAAAACAAUCAACUGCUCGAUGUACCCGCCAAUAAUCUACAACAUUUGCAUUCGUUAAAGUCCUUAGACUUAUCCGAUAAUCUAGUGGAAUAUGUGCGUAAUGACAGUUUUGAGGGUCUAAGGGAACUGGUGACUUUGACAGUAAGAGGCAAUGUUAUUAGUGAACUGGAUUUAAGUGCAUUUGAGGGUUUGAUUACACUGAAACAUAUGGAUUUAGCGGUUAACAAUUUAACGGUAACAAAUAAGGAAAAACUUACAAAAAAUUUAACCAACAUUUUGCUAUAUGUUAACAAAAAUGAUUUUUAAAAACUACCCUCUUGAUUCAACAAUCUGUAUCAUCACCCUCUCCUCCACUUGAAUUCCUUUAAUUUUGUUGAAAGGUCGUAGGAAAGAGCUUUUGUAGACAACACCCACUUGCAAAUAUUGUAUCUAAACAACAAUCCACUCCUUAGCGAUAUACCCAUGCGUAUGUUUCAAGGAAAUCCUAAUAUUGUAGAGGUCUACAUGCAGGCUAAUAGCUUGCAAACACUUUACGCUGCUCAAUUCCCUAUCGAUCAAUUGGAGAAACUAUAUUUAGGCGAUAAUCCGCUACAAUGUAACUGUACACUCUUUUGGCUAUGGCGUUUGGUAACAGGCAAUUUUGAUAAUGGUCAGCAGGGUAAUGAAAUGAAAGCCGAUAACAUGAUGAUGUCUCAUGAUGCUGGCUCUGUGGCAGCUUUGGGAGCAGAUUUAAAUGCCGAAACUGAUGAUAAUCUAGUGAGAGUAGCAGCCUAUGUGGCCGAGCGUAAAAAGGAUGUUAGUUCAAAAUUUAAAUAUACCAAUCCAGCGGCAGCUAUGAAUAGUGGUUAUCUGAAAUUGGAUUCAGAGCGUAUAGGCUGUGAAGUAUGGCAUGAUAGUAAGAGAACACGUAAACAUUUGGCAGCUAUGACAGAGGGAGAAAUCACCUGUCCAGCACAUGUGGUAACUAUAGUAUGUGCUGUGCUCACCUGUUUGCUGGUGGUAAUGACCGGCGCCAGUAUAGUGUUCUAUAUGAGAUUUGUCAAACGUAGAAGGAAGUUAAUGCAUGAUCGUAGUUUACGUACAGGCAAAUCAAUAGUCAAUGUACACGAUCGUAUUUUACCGCAUCAACCUUUAAGUGCUCAAACAAAUGGUGGCAUACCGGGGACCCUAAUGAAUGGUUCAUAUCCCCAUCAUACUUUGCAAAGCCAAAGAUCAACACUACCCCAUCAUAAUAUGCAUCCACUGCAUCAUCAGGACUAUCAUCAAACCAUGCCACAGGUGGAUAAACUAGAGUUGGAAAGAUAUUUAACUGCCCAGGCUAUAGCUAAUGAGUAUAGAGCUUUAAAACCCUGGGAAUUGCCACCAGUUAAGGACUCUAACACCUAUACCGAUGAACCUGAACAUUUAUAUGAGAAAUUCGAUCAUUACGACUAUCCCGAUGCUCACACAAUGUCAAAGACCACAAAUGGUAAACAUCUAAUGAAUAAUCAAAAUAAACAUGCCUCAGCACAACUUUUAAACAGUAGUGGGGGUCUAAAUAACGGUAUUGGUAGUAUGGGUAGUAGUGUUGUUGGUGGUGUUAGUGGUGUUAGUGGUGUUGGUGGUGUUGGUACUCUUAAUAAACCUCAUAUAGUCUAUGUAUGAUAUAAUGGUAGAGAAAAGUUGAUCAUUGAUGAAGGAUCAGGAUCUACUAGUGAUACUGUGGCAUUAAGCAAUUGUUUAAAUAAUAAUUAUAAUACAAUGUGUAGUUAUAUUAAAUUAGUUUAAAAACUUCUUAUUAAUAUUAAAACAAAACUAUCAAAAACAAAGCAUGUUAAACAUUUUGGUUCAAAAGCAACAAAAAAUCGUCAGUUUAUUUAAAUUAUCAUAAAGAAAAAACUCCACAGAAAAAGGAUCAAACUUCUAAAAGUUUCUCUCUGUCUCUCUCCUUAACUACUUAUUCGAUAUUACUUAGUAACACAUUAACACAAACAAACAAAAAACACAUACAUACACUUACAUAAAUAAUUUAAUAACAUUAAUUAACUUGGCAAAAACAGGGAACUUAUUUAGCAUGAACAAGGAAAAUUUAAAAACAAAUAUAUAUAAAACCUUUUUAGUAAAAACUGAAAACUUUAAACAACUUACAAAGUUUAGUAGAGAAUUUAUUUAAAAUAAAGUAAAUAAAUAUUUUCCAAAAAUAAAAAACAGAUAAAAAAGAUGGUAAAGAGGAACAGUUAAGAGGAACUUACUUAAAAAAACGUAUUAAAAGUUUUUAAUUUUUCUAAAUUUGUUUGAUUUAAAUAAAAAUUAAAGAGAUUUUAAGAAAAAAAAAGAAAACACAAAAAGUGUAGAAACAAAAGCUUUUAAUUUUUAAAAGUUUGUAAAGCUUUUUGCAAGAUCUUUUCAAAAACUGCUUUAAAACCAAACACAGCUUUAAACCACCAAUUAAAAGUUAAAAGCAUUCUUUAUGAAAGCUUUUUCAUCAAAAUAUUUCAAAUUUAGUUAAAUCACUUAAAUUAUUUUAAAUUGUAAAGUUUGUAAUAUUAAGUAAAUUUUUGUUUAAUUUGUGGCAACAUAUAAAAUUAUUACAAAAAGCUUUAACUUUUCAAAGCUUUUAAAACGAAAACUUAUCAAAGUGUGUUUAAAAUUAGAUUCAUUUAACCACAAUUAGUAUUAUUUAAUUAUAAAUUGAAUUUAAGUUAAAAGCUUUCAAGUUUGAUUAUAUAAAAAUGUUCUGUAAAGCUUUUAGUAGAGAUAAUUUUUCUUAAAAACUUGUUAGAAUUUACAUUUAGUUGUUAUAAAAAAGCUUCUUAGUUAAAAAAAGAAAUUUAUUUUUAACAAUUUUUAAAGCUUCAGUGAACAAAAUGUUACAUUUUUGUAAUAGUUUUUAGCAAAAGCUCAAACUAAAAAGCUUUAGAUGAAAAAGCUUUUCCUUAAAGAGGUGGAAAAUUUCAUUAAAUAUACAUAAAAAGUAAAAAAUAAAAAUGCUCAAAGCAGCUCUAGUUACAAAGUUUUUUUUCCUGAAAUUAAGAUAUCGGAUCAUAAGUGAAGUUAUAAAAAAAUGUUUUUAUAUAAAAAGUUUUAAAAAGGUCAAAUUUGGAAAGCGUUCUUUUAAACUUUCUAGUUUGAUUUUACUCAAUUAUGCAAAAAGUUUAAAAAACUUUUUUAAUGCAUUUUUUGACUCAGAAAAUUUUUUAAGAAAAUCGUCUAUAAAAGCUUUUCCUUGAAGAGUUAUAUACUAAACAAUGAAAAAAAAAGCUUUUGUGAUAAAAGUUUUUAUAAAGUUGUUAUAACAUAAUUUUUACAAAGUGCUUU
Molecule: messenger RNA, 4147 nt
Organism: Lucilia cuprina (Australian sheep blowfly)
Lineage: Eukaryota; Metazoa; Arthropoda; Insecta; Diptera; Calliphoridae
Exons: 6
Molecular function (GO): protein binding
Source: RefSeq, a predicted model, not a curated record